GGACAUCGGACUGCAAUAGCAUUGUUAGGUGAACAACAUUGAUCAUGGGGAAUAAUUUGAAGAAACGACGAUUUAUACCAGACAGACAACCGAAGACACCGAAAAGGGAAUUAAAAGAAAGUCAACAAGAUUCUUCUGCUAAAAUUGUGUCAGCAAUUGAGACACAAACAUCAAUUUUGAGUAGCGAUAUCAAGUCGUCUGAAACCAAUCUUGCUGCGCAAAUUGCGAAAUCCGAAAUAGAUACACGGCUUACAGUUGAAGGCUAUGGACUAGCAUUGCAAGAAAAUCUACAAGAUGGUACUACGGAAAUUGUGUCACAAAUUAGGAAGCAUACAUCAUCUCUGAAUAGCGAAUUGAAAUCUUCUGAAAACAAUAUGUCUUCACUCAUUGAGAAAUCCGAAAUAUGUACACGACGUACACUCGAAGACACAGAAAUGGCUUUAAAAGAAAGUCAACAAGAUUGUACUACUGAGAUUUUGUCACAAACUGCAUCUCUGGGUAGAAAAAUUGAUCAUCUUAUGGACGUGACAAAACGUGUGAAUGCAGAUUGUUCAAAAGACAAAGACAUCGAGAAUAGAACAUCGGCGGGCCAAGACGAUUACUUUAAAAAAUGCCAGGAUUUUCGUGAACGGUUAAUAAAGUUCUAUACGACGACGAAGAAAACUGUGUCUGUUUCACCACUGAGGGAGGGUCGUGACAAACCCAUCUGGGAUGUUUUUGUGCAACCAAAAUUGAGCCACGUUACAAUAGAGAAAGAUGGAUCUCGAAAGAAAACGAGAAACUCGGUUGACCAAUACAAAGCCUUAUUUUAUAAAGAUGAAAUGCUCAGUAGUCGUGUAUUUGUUCAAGGAGAGCCGGGGAUGGGGAAAACUACAUUCCUCACUAAACUGGCUCUUGACUGGUGUGAUGCAGUGUCUGAGCACAAUCCUGAUCACAGGCCUACAUUUAGUGAUGUCGAUACAUUGAAGGAGUUCCGGUUUCUCUUUCAAAUAUCACUACGAGAUGCAAAGGAGCAGCGGGAGGUUAUAGAUAUGAUUAAAACACAAAUUAUCGACAUGAUAUACCCUGGUGAAGUAAAACGUGAAGAGACCGUUAAGCUUUUACCACAUAUCCUAGAACGAGAGACAUACAUCGUUUCUAUGGAUGGGCUUAACGAAUGGGUUGAUCGUUUUAAUCAAUUUGUUAUACCGUUACUUGCACAAUGGCAUUCAAAGUGUGUGUCCAUUAUUACAUCACGGCCAUGGAAAAUGGCGGAUGAGCGAAUCAAAGAUUCUGAAAUAAAAAAAUUAAUAGAAGUUGAAGGAAUAAUUGAUACAGAAGAACUAGCAAAUAAAAUUAUAAACAGUCUUCAAACUGGUAAUGUGAAGACAACCCCUGAAUUCAUGAAGUACGUGAACGAAUGUCAAUUUGGGAAUUUGUUGAAGUCACCCUGGCUGCAAACUCUGUUAGUCAAUUGUUGGAUGAACAAGAUGGAAUUGAGUGGCUCCUUGUGUGAAAUAAAUUGUAUUUUAAUAGACACACUUUUUAAAAAUGCACUAGCGGAAAAGGGAUAUUUUCAAAAAGGAAAUUCGUUUCAAUGUUUAACAAAUACAAGUUUUAUUCAGCGGCAGAUCAAUAUUUUUGAUGCACUUGCGAAUGUUGCAUUUAAUUGUACGUUUUCAUCGAGUAAAUCCCCAGUGUUCACCGAACGGGAAGUAUUGAAUCACAUGUCAGAAAAGCAGUUGAAAUUUUGUCUUGAUGCUGGUGUUUUAACGCAAAGAUACAGCUUCAAUAUAGCAGGUCAGAAUGCACAGUUUUCAUUUUUACACGAGACUUUACAGGAAUUUAUGGCUGCCUAUCAUAUCGCAAAUUCCAAGCAGGACCUUAUAAAACAGUUCCAAACCGGAUCUAAAUAUAAUGUUUUAGAGAUGAGCCAGACCAUAAUUUAUCUAUGUGGACUCGAUUGUAAAAAAGCUAAUACCUUUAUUAAUUGUCUGGUUGACGACGAGUUCCUCAAAGCCAUAAGCCACGGACUCAGCAUGUACAUUAAGGGAUUUUUUAAUCAGGAAAACUUAUUAGCAUCUCAGGAUGACAAUGGCACAAAAAGGAACGUUUUAAAAUUAAAUAAUGAUAACAUGGAUUACGACGCACGUUGCUUCGCACUAUCAGUCUUGUUCCGGCGCAUGAUCAUUGCUGGAUGCAUAGAAGCAGCUGCCAGCGGUGAAAAGGAAAUUUGCUUGAAUUGUAGAGACUUCAUAUUUAAUCAGAAUCUUACUGAGUCCGAUUCAAAUGCGUUAGAACAGCUUUUAUUGUACAACUGUGCAGAUGUGCGGUCACUUAUUGUAGAAAAUAAUUGUCUACAAAUAAGCGAAAUAUUGACAGUCAUACACAAAUCCAAACAUUGUCUUACACGUGUUAUGAUAAAAAUGACACCGGAAAUAAGUAAAGCAUUACAUCAUACGAGCAUACGGGAGCUGAACUGUAUCGGACAAUUUGACGUAUCAUCAUGUUCCUAUGUUCUGCCGUCCCUGUCUCAAUUAACAUAUUUGAGAAUAGAAGACACAAGCUUUUUGCAAGACAUAGCUCUUCCUGAAACAAUACAAAACAUUGCAUUGUCGAAAUGCGAAUGUUCAUCUGAAUGGCUGUGCAGCUUGUUGAUCACGCUCUCUUCAUUAGAUCAUCCUGUCGAGUGUGAUCUGUGGGAUGUUGUAUUGCAGUUAAGUGAAGACAUCCGUGGAAACGAAGCGCAUACACAUAUAUCGGACUUGCGAUCUCAAAUACUGUCACAUGACAUGUCCAAUGUUAAGAUAUUAGUGGAAAAUGACAGUAAGGAACUGUUUGAAAUAUUACGCGAUACUAGUAUUGGGAUCCUUGACCUGAGGACGGCUAAUUGUGCCUCAUUAGCAUCCGAGAUUCUUCACACGCUGAAUAAGCUAACUAAGCUUUAUUUGUGGGGAACCUAUACGGGUAGAUGUGAUCUGAGACUGCCUGCGUCAUUGCAAUUGCAUAUAACCAGUCUGAACAUAACUAAAAUAGAACACACCGACCUGCUUUCACAGACACUGCCCCAUCUCAACCACUUGCAGCAGCUAAGGAUUUGUUUGAACAAGUAUGAUAUGGAGAUGAAACUGCCAGAAUGGGUCGGCGGGGAGUCCGCUAUCGGCAAAUCCUUCAUCACGACAUUCUCAACGUCGGAAUGCUUCGGCAAAGUCGCUUUAUCCACUCGCAGGAACCUUCCGUACGGCCCGGAGUGUGUCCGCAGAAGCUUCACAAUCUCCUGCCAGUCCAGCUUGUCGUAG
Dreissena polymorpha is the source of this 3278-nucleotide messenger RNA. RefSeq lists its product as uncharacterized. The transcript has 4 exons. The coding region runs from base 45 to 3278 and encodes 1077 amino acids. NCBI's taxonomy places the organism in Eukaryota, Metazoa, Mollusca, Bivalvia, Myida, Dreissenidae. The record is from RefSeq and is a predicted model, not a curated record.